AUGUCGAUCUUUAAGAAGUUGGGUAUUGGUGAAGCACGUCCUACAACUGUCACAUUGCAACUUGCUGACAGGUCCAUGGCCCAUCCAGAAGGAAAAAUAGAAGAUGUUCUAGUACAGGUUGACAAGUUCAUUUUUCCAGCUGAUUUCAUCAUCCUAGACUAUGAAGCUGAUAGAGAUGUGCCUAUUAUCUUGGGUCGACCGUUCCUUGCUACCGGGAGAACUCUGAUUGAUGUGCAAAAUGGGGAGCUCACAAUGAGGGUGAAUGACCAAAAAGUCACCUUUAAUGUGUUCAAUGCUAUGAGAUUUCCGGAUGAGAUAGAAGAGUGCUCCCGCAUAAGUGUAAUUGACUCGAUAGUGGCUGAAAAAUUUCACAAGGAAGCUUGGAAGGAUGAGAAAUUUAUAAGUUCUUUUGAUGAGCUGGAAGACUUGAGUGAAGAUGAAGACAACCAAGUUGCUUGGCUGGAGCCAUUGCAACCUAUUCCUAACUUCAGGAAGCCCUUUGAAUCUUUGGAGUUGAAGGAAAGUAAUUUUAAGCCUCCAAAACCCUCCAUCCAAGAACCACCGAAGUUGGAGUUGAAACCAUUGCCAAGCCAUCUGAAGUAUGCCUAUUUGGGGGAGAAUGACACGCUACCAGUUAUCAUAGCAUCAAACUUGGUAGUUGAAGAUGAAGGUGCUUUGCUAGAGGUGUUGAAAAAGCAUAAGAAAGCAAUCGGGUGGACUAUGGCGGACAUAAGGGGUAUUAGUCCCACGAUUUGCACGCACAAGAUACUUUUAGAAGCUGGUUGUAGCAAUUCUGUUGAGCAUCAGCGAAGAUUGAAUCCCGUCAUGAAAGAAGUGGUGCGAAAAGAAGUGAUCAAGUGGCUAGAUUAUGGUAUUGUGUACCCAAUUUCGGAUAGCUCAUGGGUUAGUCCUGUUCAAUGUGUGCCCAAGAAAGGAGGAGUCACGGUGGUGGCUAAUGCAAACAAUGAGUUGAUUCCUACUCGAACCGUGAUCGGUUGGAGGGUGUGUAUGGACUACCGGAAGCUAAACAAUGCUACUCGGAAGGAUCAUUUCCCGCUGCCAUUUAUUGACCAAAUGUUGGAUCGUUUGGCGGGAAAAGAGUUUUAUUGCUUUCUUGACGGAUAUUCGGGUUACAAUCAGAUUUCUAUAGCACCGGAAGAUCAAGAGCAAACCACCUUCACUUGUCCAUAUGGUACCUUUGCCUUUAGGAGGAUGCCAUUUGGAUUGUGCAAUGCUCCUGCGACUUUCCAAAGGUGUAUGAUGGCUAUUUUCUCGGAUAUGGCUGAAAGUAUUUUGGAGAUAUUCAUGGAUGACUUCUCUAUCUACGGGGAUUCAUUUGGGGUGUGUUUGGAGAAUUUGGAAAGAGUGUUAGCAAGAUGUGAAGAAGCCAACUUGGUGCUUAAUUGGGAGAAAUGCCACUUCAUGGUUCAAGAGGGUAUUGUGUUGGGUCACAAAGUGUCUAGCAAGGGGGAUAGAAGUUGA
Molecule: messenger RNA, 1482 nt
Organism: Cannabis sativa
Lineage: Eukaryota; Viridiplantae; Streptophyta; Magnoliopsida; Rosales; Cannabaceae
Exons: 1
Coding region: 1-1482 (493 amino acids)
Source: RefSeq, a predicted model, not a curated record